AAAUCUCACUUAAACUCCUCUUGGUUUUGAACCCUGAAAAACAAAACCAAAAUCAAAAUCUGAAAUUUGAAGAACAAAGAAAACCCUUUUUCUGUGUGUUCACAGAGAGAAAGAGGAAAAAAUGGGUUUGUUUUCCUUCUGUUUCGCAGGGGGAGGGUUUGUGAUGAUUGGUAUUUGGGAGGCUUUGUUUUCAUCUUACCUUCGCUUAAACUCAUCAUCUUUUGUUUCUCCUCCUGUUUCUCCUCCUCGUUCUUCUUCAAAUCAACAAACAACAAGAAGAAAGAACAGAAGACCAGAUUCAAUGUUCAUUAAUGUUAGAUAUGUUUCUGUUGGUUUUCUAUCAUUAUUCUUCAUUCUUGAUUCUGUAAUCUCAUCGUCUGACGCUCUUAAUAUUAAAGAUCAAGUUGGAUUCUCUCUACAACUAGACAUCUUCUCUAUCUCUUCAUUGUUUUUUCUCUACUCUGUUGCAGGUUUAUUGAGUAAUUCAACUAAUUUUCUACCAAUACCUGCAUCAUUGUUGAAUCUAAUUGGUUUAUUUGGGUUUGGGCAAGAACUUGUUUUCUUUUAUGUUCAGAGAAAAGAUCCAAAUGGAAUUGAGAAUAGGUAUUUUGAUAUGUUACUUGUUCCUAUCACGAUUUGUAUUCUUAGUACUCUUCUCGAAAUGGGUUUGCCUAAAUCUAAUUUACCAGGUUUGGGUCGUGGGUUUGGUUUAAUUCUUCAUGGAACAUGGUUUAUUCAAAUGGGUUUUUCCUUUUAUACUGAUAUAAUGGUCCAUGGGUGUGCUUUGCAUGAAGCAAGUAGAGGGAAUUUUACAGUGAAAUGUAAAGGGCAUAUGGAAUCUCAUAGAGGGAAAGCAAUUGCUACACUUCAAUUCAAUUGUCAUCUUGCUUUGCUUGUGAUUUUGAUUGUUGGGGUUUAUUCAUUUAUUGGUAAUAAGUUUGGAUUUCCUGGUGGUGAUUAUUCAAAUUACAAGCCUCUUAAUGCAGAAUUACAUCAGUUGGGUAGUCAAACUCAGUUUACAUUAGAUUCUGAUGAUGAAGAGAGUAUUUUGGAAGAAAAUGUUGCACAACAGAAGACGAGUUCGAGUAUUGUUCCUGUGUCGUCUGAGGUUAAUGGAUUUGGAAAUCAUUAGUGAGAAUAGAGAGUGGAGAAAUGGCUAGCAAGAAAAGAAAAGAUACAAUCUGAAGAAGGGAAGUGGGAGCUCUGCGGUUUCUCAUUGUGACUUCAAAAUGGUGAAAGUGUAAACGAAGGAAGAAGGUUUUGAUGAUGAGGUACCCUAACUAUUUCCGAUAUUUAUAGUAUUGAUCUUGAUUAUAGUCAUCUAGUCAAAUGGUAAUUCUUGGAACUUAGAUGAGAUGUAUUCCAACAUGUUUGCAAAGACCUCUUCAAACCUAUGAAUUCAGUGACACCAACUGACCCCAUCAUGCAUGUUUACAGUCUUUAGUGGUU
Messenger RNA from Papaver somniferum (opium poppy), 1449 nucleotides. RefSeq lists its product as uncharacterized. The record is from RefSeq and is a predicted model, not a curated record. NCBI's taxonomy places the organism in Eukaryota, Viridiplantae, Streptophyta, Magnoliopsida, Ranunculales, Papaveraceae. Bases 122 to 1132 code for a protein of 336 amino acids. The transcript is spliced from 2 exons.